Molecule: messenger RNA, 333 nt
Organism: Rotaria sordida
Lineage: Eukaryota; Metazoa; Rotifera; Eurotatoria; Philodinida; Philodinidae
Source: the annotation of a GenBank genome assembly
AUGGUUCAUGCAAUAACAACGCUUGAAGAACUUCGAAGUGAAACUGAACAUGAAAAAAACAAAAACAAAUUAAUCGUCAUAGAUUUUUUUGCAACAUGGUGCGGUCCUUGUGUUCGUAUAGCACCAAAAAUUGAAGAAUGGAGUACAGGUGAUUUCAAAGAUAACGUAGUUUUUUUAAAAUGUGAUGUCGAUCAAGCUGAAGCUGUUUCACAAGAAUAUAAUAUUGAAGCAAUGCCAACAUUUGUUUUCAUUAAAAAUGGAAAAGAAGUUCAUCGACUUGUUGGUGCAAAUGUCGACCAAUUAAAAGCUGACAUUGAUAGCAGAAGCAAAUAG